AAUUUUUUUUUUCUUUUCUUUUGUCUUCCCCCCCUCUCUCUAACCCAAAAGCAUACUUCCAAAUUUCCAAACUCAAAAACCGCCAUAGUUGAGAUCAUUGAUUGUUUGUCUCUCUCUUAAGCUUUUUUCCCCUUCACUUUUCCGCAAAGCCCCUUGAUUCUCUCACUGUGCAGCCUCGGAUUUUGCCCCUCAAUCGAACUCUGAUCCAGUGGGACUGUUGGGAUGAGACUGGUUUUGAAUGGGAAAAUGCUGAUGAAAUGAACGCUUUCAAGUUUCGGGUCUUCCUUUCAUGCCCUGUCUAGUAGUGUAACGGUCAGUGUACAGCUCUUAAUGGCAAAGCGCGUGUUCGAAGUCUGGAAAGGAAGUAAUAAGUUCAUAUGCGGAGGGAGGUUAAUGUUUGGGCCUGAUGCUAGGUCUCUGCUCGUCACUUUGUUGCUGAUUACUGUUCCAGUUAUCAUAUUUUGUGUAUUUGUAGCAAGGCAUCUUCGACAUGAAUUUUCUUCAUAUAACGCUGGACAUGCCAUUCUAGUGGUAGCAAUUCUCUUUACUAUUUAUGUGCUGGUCAUUCUCUUUCUUACUUCAUCUCGUGAUCCGGGCAUUAUUCCAAGGAAUUCACAUCCACCAGAGGAAGAAUUUCGUUAUGACUCUUCAGUUGGUGGUGAAGUUGGGGGACGACAAACACCAGGUCUUCAGUUCCCUCGAACAAAGGAUGUAAUGGUCAAUGGCCGUACUGUAAGAGUGAAGUAUUGUGACACUUGUAUGCUGUAUCGUCCUCCUCGUUGCUCACAUUGCUCUAUUUGUAACAAUUGUGUUGAGCGAUUUGAUCACCAUUGCCCUUGGGUGGGACAAUGCAUUGGACUGAGGAACUACCGUUACUUCUUUCUGUUUGUUUCUUCAGCAACCCUUCUUUGCAUCUAUGUCUUUUCCUUCUCAGCUUUCUACAUUAAGGUUCUGAUGGAUAAUUAUCAUGGGACAGUUUGGAAGGCAAUGAAAGAAUCUCCUGCGUCUGUGAUACUAAUGGCUUAUUGUUUCUUCUCCUUGUGGUUUGUUGGUGGGCUUACAGGCUUUCAUUUGUACCUCAUAGGCACUAAUCAGACUACCUAUGAAAACUUCCGGUACAGAUCUGACAGCAGAGUUAAUGUUUAUAAUCAAGGCUGUUUAAAUAAUUUUCUUGAAGUAUUUUGCACCAAGGUAAAGCCUUCAAGGAACAAUUUCCGGGCUUUUGUCACUGAGGAGGUACAGAGGCCACCCUCGGCAGUCACUCCCCGAGAACCUGAAGCAGAUGAUCUGGGUGGAGAUCCCCGUCGUAAGGUUGAAGAUGAUCUGGAUAUUGGUGAAGAUUUAUUGAAGAUUUCACAACGGAGGAACAUUGAAGAAAUUGAUGAGGAUAUUCGCAGCAGAGGAAGCAAUGGACUUCCCCAUAAUACUUCUGAAGUUGAUUCAGCUUUUGGUUCUGAUCAUCGCGCCCCUUCGAUCAGAUCCGACAUCCGGCAUUCGAGUUGGGGAAGGAGAAGUGAGAGCUGGGAAAUCGCACCAGAAGUCCUUGCCAAUUCAAAUGUCACUGAAAGCAGAAGCUACACUGCUGCAAAGGAGGUGAGAUGAUUCUUCCUUGAAAUUCAAUGAAUCAUCAUCCAUAGAAAAUGUAAAAUCAUUUCAAUUUUUCAAGAGAUUAAAAUGGAAAUGGGGUGUUGAAUUGAUUGGUCCUUUCAAUAUAAAACUUAGAUUGGCCAUUUUGUUGUAAUCCUAGCCCCUUAGGAAAGCAUAUAAAUGUGUGUUCGUUUUUGUUUUGAGAGGCGAAGAGAUAUUGUCUUGUUCAAUUUCUGUCUUUCCUUCCUCGAGUGUGUAUGGUAUCUCAGUACUGCAGGCUUAUUCUUUUGUUUGUAUAGCUAGUUAUGAUACUGAGGAAUUUCCCCAACUGUAAAAACUUAGUCAUGUCCAUGGAGAUUUGUGAGGCCUCUUUUCA
Messenger RNA from Prosopis cineraria, 1963 nucleotides. Its product is annotated as protein S-acyltransferase 8-like. Gene Ontology annotation, cellular component: endoplasmic reticulum; Golgi apparatus. Gene Ontology annotation, biological process: peptidyl-L-cysteine S-palmitoylation; protein targeting to membrane. The transcript has 5 exons. Gene Ontology annotation, molecular function: protein-cysteine S-palmitoyltransferase activity. Bases 331 to 1602 code for a protein of 423 amino acids. The record is from RefSeq and is a predicted model, not a curated record. Lineage: Eukaryota; Viridiplantae; Streptophyta; Magnoliopsida; Fabales; Fabaceae.